This is a messenger RNA of Cucurbitaria berberidis CBS 394.84, 3381 nucleotides long. RefSeq lists its product as uncharacterized. Lineage: Eukaryota; Fungi; Ascomycota; Dothideomycetes; Pleosporales; Cucurbitariaceae. The transcript has a single exon. The record is from RefSeq and is a predicted model, not a curated record. Gene Ontology annotation, molecular function: DNA binding. Gene Ontology annotation, cellular component: nucleus. The coding region runs from base 262 to 2970 and encodes 902 amino acids.
CCACGACCACGACCAUCGACCAACAUUCCGACCUGUACGUACAGCGCACCGACACGCGUAUACCUAACCCGGCACACAAUCCUGCCCAACGCGCAAAUGGAUGGCGGCCUUUUUCGCUGAUAGGUGCAUCUCCCGCGCAGGCUCGCAGCAUACGUCCAGUAAUCGAGCAUCUGUAAGCGCGCCAGCGUGCCAUCUCCGCAGAAGCUCGCCCUGCCCGCGUACAGUCACACCGAGGAGCUACUCCACCUCUCGCCAUAAGAAAUGUUGAGCUCAUCAGACUCGCACCGCCGCCGGAAGAAGGACUCCACCGGCACACGCGAACGCAGCAGCCCCAAAAGCAAGGACAAGGAGCGGGAUCGCGACAGGGAUAAGGAUAGAGAACGUCAUAAGAGUUCCAGGUCCCGCAAGACACGCUCAUCGACGUCCAAGGACGACGACCAGGAGGGUGACCGGCCCCGCGAGCGUCCAUCGGGAGAGCGCAUACGAACAUCGUCGCCGUCGCCCAAGUCCAAGAUGGCCGUUGUACCCGAGAUGCAAAGAAGAGGCUCUCUAGGCUCAGCGAACGCUUCCAGGACCAGCUUGCCAUACCCGACAUUAUCCAAGACAUAUGCGAAGGAGAACAUAUAUUCACGAUCAGAGAUGGAGAAGAGGAAGUCGACGCUGACCCCAGAGGCCACAGACGUCGACGCAGCGCACGACCAGGAGACGGAGACGCACGACGAGCCACGAACUGUACCACCACCACCGCCUAACCGAGUCGCACCCACACCACCGCGCGCACCACCGAGUCCCCCGCUCACCGCAGCCACGUCCGAUAAUCUGAGGAAGACAGCCAGCGCGAACAGCAUGCGACGGAAAAACUCGGGAACCAUGAAGGACAUGGAGGCUGGCCGACAAAGCGUAGACAGCGGCACGCGCAUGACCACCCAGGCAGGCCCAAGGGUGGCAUCGCGUUCAAGCAUCAGAGAGGAGGAGUCGUAUGAUGGGACAGACCUUACAUCCACGACGGGCUCACAGCCCAGCACAGUCCGCGCAAAGUCCCCUGACAUGGGUCGGACCAAAUCAGCCGGUCCAUCAAGUGCCCGGCCGCCAGGAAGGACGUCGACGCCGGUCAAGAUGAAGAUGAGGGCAGCUUCUGAAGUCACUCUGGAUUCAGACACGACCUCAGUCCCUCCAGAUCAUAAUGUUCGUCGUCGAGGACCGUCUCCAUCACAGUCGGAUGUCUCACCAGCAUCCGUAGUGGACUCUUCGCCGCGAACCCCAACCUAUUGCAUAGUCCCAUCCGUCGUAUCCUCCGUGAAGGAUGGACCGCCCAUGAUUGAGAUCAUCACGGAUCCCCUGUCUCGUGUACAGUCGGUAGAUACAACAUACUCAGACUCGCCCAUGACCCCACCUCCUCCGCCGCCUCCACCAGCCAUGAUGAUGGAAGCACCUCGAGUCGACUACCUUCUUCAAAAUGGCGGCUUGGCUAAAGCAAUUCCACGUAGUUUGUUGGCAGCUAUCGACGGUGUUCCUGCUUCUGCGUACUCACAGUAUCAGACACCACGGCUUUCUGGGGCGCAGGCUCAUGACGUUCGAUCCUUUUUCAAACCACUCCAAAACGUUUUAAACAGCUACAAUACGGUCAUGGAUACAAGUGGCUCGCUCGCAGUAGCAACAGGCUACCGCUCAGUUGCACGCCGCCUUCUCGAUCGACUUGAAAAUGUGUUUGCCCGCAAUAUCUCUGCUGAGCAGUGCCAAUGUAUGAUGUGCUUCGAACAGCCACUUGCCGAGGAGUCUGCAGGCGUGAAUUGGGGUGAGAUCUUAGAGCUUGUCUCGGGACGAUGCGGACUGCCCACCUGGCCCCCGUACGAAGAUGGUCCUGGACCCGGCCUCGGCAUAUCAUCAAAUCUUGAGGCACCGUGCCAACGGAUUGACGUUGACGUGCCAGAUCAGUAUCGCGAGCACUAUGAGAAGCAAUCAAAGAAGACCAAGGUCGCUGUUCAAUCAUGGCUCUCGGACCAACAGGAUAACGUCCCAGAGGACGCGGACGAUGAGACGUUGACCUUCAUCAUGCUCACCCGCCUAGAGCAACCGCAACGGCCACUCUUCUACGCACUCCUUUGGGGCUUAGAUAAGCUCCCGAACCCACGUACGCAGAAGCCUGAAAGCGACACUCCAUCAUAUCUGGCCAAGGCCAGUGUGGCGUUACAACGUCUUUACCGUCUCUACAGUCCUCCGCGUAACCAGCUUGUCGUUAUGUAUCUCAUCCGGCAUCCCGAUAUGCACAAUAUGCUCUCCACACUAGCAGCUGUUAGCAAACAUGAGUGGGAAAUCCUGGUGUCUGGACGCUUCGAUGGCUUCCUCUGGUCUGGUGCGGACGACUUACCCGAGCUCAAUACAACCCCUCCAAGAACGGCAUCGAGGAACAUGUUAGGUCAGAUCCCUCCUACUGACGGUCCUCAACGCUUCGCAUCCCCUUUCAGUCCCAAUCGAUUCGGCACCUUUAGUCCAAGCCCCUACUCUCGCCCUGGAUCCGCCCGCCCUGGAUCUACACGUCCGCCUGGUGGCGCGCCCGUCCAAAUCGACGAGGAGACCGAAAUCGCUGUGCUCGCUGAAAUCGAACGCGAGAUCUACCUUGGCAUGGAGGCAAUGGAAGACGCAUUCGAGCAGCUGCAUAACCAAGCUGAACAAGUCCGCCGCCGUCUCCGUGAGCGCGCAGCCGCUCUAUCUAUGGUUGCGCAACGACGCAGGGGUCCUGGGAUGGGCGGAAUCGAAGUCAGGACUGAUACGCCCGCCAAUCUCCGAGAUUCUGAUGAGGGUGUUGAUGAUGCAAGAAGUGAGAUUGGACCGGACGAUUCUGCGAGUAACGUUAGUCAUAACAGGAGGAGGAAGGCGCAUCGUGCAAGGGAGAGGAGGACGCCAGCGCCGGUGGAGGAGGAGAGUGAAGAGGAUGUUGCUCUUGCUGAGAGGAUUCGAAGGAGAUUUUGAGGCGAUAGUAGUGACCACGUCCGCGGAUACGCAGUAACGAAUAAUCCGGCAAGUACAUACGCCGACACGCAAGGACGCAUUAAACGAACAACGGACACAGGUACUUCCUGAUAUAGCAUUUUUGACGGAGUUUGGUGCGUUGGGGUUCUCUUUUUUGGGAAUUGUUGCUUAGGUUUUAAGCGUUUCACAAGCGGGUAUGAUAUGAAUAGGGCAUGAAACGACCGUGAAAUAUGGAUACCCAAUUUGCGAGGAUGCUUGCGAGAACUUUGAUUCUCUUUGAAAGUAGCUCUACUGAAGUCUGGCUUUGUUGUACGGAGUCAAUCCUCAAUUGAACUGUGUCUGUUUCAAGAGCGCAGUCAAGAUCGUUGGCGUGCAACAACAACUGGUGUCUCCAUGACCACAUUGGCCGAC